Molecule: messenger RNA, 945 nt
Organism: Colletotrichum paranaense
Lineage: Eukaryota; Fungi; Ascomycota; Sordariomycetes; Glomerellales; Glomerellaceae
Exons: 2
Coding region: 1-945 (314 amino acids)
Source: RefSeq, a predicted model, not a curated record
AUGUGGUCCUGCUCCUCCCUCUCCUCCCCGUCCCGCAUGUCUUCCUUGCCUGAUCAGCGUCAGAUCUGUGCCUCCGACCGACCUUCUUUCAAAUUCUCUGCCAACCUCCGAGUCGACCCUGAGACAGAAGACACAGAAGACACAGAAGACACAACAUCGCAACCAAAUCUUGCAACCUCGUCGGACGCCGUGUUAUUAGACACAAUCACCGGCUCAUCCGCAGCCUCGGGCUUUGAGUAUGCACAGGUAGGCCAUGCCUUCACCGGUCACCAAAGUGCUCCUCCGCUCAAUGGGCCCCCUUUUCAGCCGUUCCAACAGUCCCAAUUCGACAUCUUUGAAUGGUAUCCAAAGUUCCAAUCAUGCCUCCGUUAUUUCUUGGAUCAUGCCCAGUACACCGGGCCCAUUCAGGCUGUGGCAGCCUUUGUCAACAUUCAACUCCCGUUUCAAAAGGCCCACAACCCGGUAUUGUCCUCCAAACACACCGGUCCCAACUCCCCCGCCGGGCCCGGGCCCUCGACCCCGUCCACGGCUCGAGCCGCCGGCAAGAUGCCAAUGAACGCCCAAUUGCCGUCUUCUACGCAUGCAACGCUGACGCCGUACAUUCGGCGCUUGGUGGUGACCGGUUUCGAUUAUCCCGCCGUGUUAUACGGCUUCUUCGGUGACGAUUGGCUCGGCGGCAUCGGCCCAAUGCACGAAGCUGAGCGCCGCAACUACAUGUUUGCCGCCAAGAGCGACACUUGGCUCAAGGUGAAGUCGCACUACGACAUGGAUGGCGAGCAGCAAGUUCCCUUCCUCCGACCUUUAUCUAAUGUCACCGAAAAGGAAAUCCAGAGUGCGGAAACCCAAUGGAGUGAGUGGCUCGCCAUGCAAGAUUGGAUGUUGGGGCCACGGGCACCGGACCAGGACCAGGACCAGGAAGUGAGGAUCAAGCAGGAGGACGACUAG